Lodderomyces parapsilosis is the source of this 678-nucleotide messenger RNA. Its product is annotated as E2 ubiquitin-conjugating protein. Gene Ontology annotation, molecular function: protein binding. The transcript has a single exon. The record is from RefSeq and is a predicted model, not a curated record. The coding region runs from base 1 to 678 and encodes 225 amino acids. Lineage: Eukaryota; Fungi; Ascomycota; Pichiomycetes; Serinales; Debaryomycetaceae.
AUGUCUAGAGUCAAAAGAAUCGCAAAGGAAUUAGAAGAGUGUCGUCAAGACAAACAAUCAGGUGUCACGCUUGAACUCAACAAUGAUGCCGAUUUAACUCAUUUAACAGGGUACUUUGCUGGUCCACCAGGUACACCAUACCAAGGUGGUUUAUUCCAAGUUGCAAUAGAUAUCCCUAACGAAUAUCCAUUCAAACCACCACAAAUGAAAUUUACCACCAAGAUCUACCAUCCCAACAUUUCAUCAGUUACUGGUGCUAUAUGUCUCAAUAUCUUGAAGGAUAAAUGGACACCGGUCUUGACUUUGAAAUCGACAUUGAUCUCAUUACAACUUUUGUUGCAAUCGCCAGAACCUAAUGAUCCACAAGAUGCUGAAGUUGCCAAGCACUAUUUGAGUAAUAAAGCUGGAUUUGAAGAGACUGCUGCUUAUUGGACUAAAUUGUAUGCUAACGAUGGGAAAUCUGAAGGUGAAGGAGGAGCUGGAGCUACUGUGGUUAAAGAUUCGGCGUUGUAUGGUAUUGAUGACUCGAUUGUGACUCAAUUUGAGAAUAUGGGGUUCCCUAGAGAUAAGACGAUUGAAGUGUUGAGAAGAUUGGGUAUCAAGAGCUUCAAUGGAGUUACUAAUAAGGGUGAUUUGGAGAAUAAGAUUUUGGAAGAGUUGUUGAGAGAGUGUCAAUAG